GUAGGACUUAGAUGUUCUUCUGGAUAUAGGUGCAGCUGUGAGUGUGAGUAUUUAAGCAGGAUGGAUGUACUGCAGAUAGGUAAAACCAGCCUAAUUCACACAAGCCUCUCUGCUGCCCUAAGAUCACACUCACAGCUGCACCUAUAUCCAGAAGAACAUCUAAGUCCCACACCCACACCCACACCCACAUCCACACCCAAACACCUACAUCCAAACCCAUGCCCACACCACACACCCAAGCCCUUGGAUAUAAAAGAAAAUUUCAUCCAUGAUUUGAUAGUUUUUACGGUUUUCCUAAUCAAUUGACUAUCGUAAUCAUCAUAAAAUCUGAGUUAAUCGCGAUUUUCUUUAAGUUUUUUAGAAAAUAGACAAAAUUGCCUCGAUUUUCCACAAAGACAUAUUGUUUUAGAUUUAUUUCUUCUGAUAAGCGUGUUAUUAAUCCUUUCAGACCGUAUCCACUUAAAUGUUCGAUAUGACAAAGCGUUUGGUUCAUAAAGAGUCUUAUAUCUUAGUUAGUUUCAGUCAAACUAAGGAUUCUUACACAAAAUAUUUGAAAAGCCAACAAUGUUUCUUUUCAACAUUGAGAAAAACCAGAUUCUAAUCAAGUCAUAAGUAUAAGUUUUUGUAAUUGAGAGUAGUUAGGUACUGUUUAAAACAAAUGAGAAGGACUAAUUUCAAUGACAUCGAUGUUUUUUCUACUCCAUGCUUUUUUUUUUAUUUCAGUGCCACUACGUACAAGUUCGAUUGAUAUUCAUCCAAAUGCAAAAUGGAAACAGAGUGGAGUCACUGUUGCUGGAGGAAAUGGAGAAGGCUGUGGAAUCAAUCAACUCUAUGGUCCAUAUGGUGUGUACGUCAUCGAUAAUCAAAUGAUUUAUGUCGUUGAUUGCUUUAAUCAUCGUAUUAUGGAAUGGAAAUAUGGUGCAACGAAUGGUCAAGUGGUUGCCGGUGGAUAUGGGGAGGGAAAUGGAGCUCAUCAGUUAAGCUACCCACGUGAUGUUAUUGUCGACAAAAAGACAGAUAGACUCAUCAUCAGCGAUUGGGGGAAUAACAGAAUUGUCCGAUGGCCUCGUCGAAAUGGUAGUGGUGGGGAAACUAUCAUUUCGAAUAUCGCUUGCUUCGGUUUGACAAUGGACGAGAAUGGAUCUCUCUAUGUCGUUGACUAUGAAAACCAUGAAGUGAGACGAUAUAAAAUUGGUGACACUAAAGGAACAGUGGUUGCAGGUGGCAAUAGACAAGGAAAUCGUCUCGAUCAACUCUCUAAUCCCCACCACGUAUUUGUUGAUCGAAAUCAUUCAGUAUAUGUGUCUGACUAUGACAAUCAUCGUGUAAUGAAAUGGGAAGAAUGGGCAAAACAAGGCACUGUCGUAGCCGGUGGUCAAGGUCAAGGAAAUAGUCUUACACAAUUGAAUUGUCCUGAAGGAGUCGUUGUGGAUCAAAUGAGUACGGUUUAUGUGGCCGAUUGGGGGAAUCAUCGAAUCAUGCGUUGGCUAAAACCAACCUCAGAGGGAAGUAUCAUUGUUGGUGGAAACGAUUGGGGAGCACAGUCGAAUCAACUCAAUUAUCCCUAUGGUUUAUCAUUCGAUCGACAUAGCAAUCUCUAUGUCGUCGAUUACGGAAAUCAUCGAGUACAAAAAUUUAAUGUUGAAUGA
This is a messenger RNA of Rotaria sp. Silwood1, 1649 nucleotides long. The record is from the annotation of a GenBank genome assembly. Lineage: Eukaryota; Metazoa; Rotifera; Eurotatoria; Philodinida; Philodinidae.